GCAAAAACUUCACUUCUGAAUACUGGAAUACAUAAACAGGAAAUGAACAGUUUUGUGGAUCAAGAUAGCCAUAAUUUUGAGAAAAUAAAAGUCAAAUUUGAGGAUAAUAAAUUUUAUAGUGAAGAUGAGGACAAAUUUAAUGAUGAAAGCGACAAUGAAUUUGGUAGUAAAAAUGAAAGCGAGAUCGAGGAAGACAAUAAAACUAGAUUUAAUAAAGGAGAGACUGUAGAUAUUCCUAAUGAAAUUAAUGAAAUGCUCGGACAAGAUUAUAUUACAGCAAAAGACAUUCUCAAUACUGCACAGGAAAUUGCUAAGUGUCUUGGAUUUGCAGUAACAAUCAAAAACAGUAGUUGUCGCCAUUUACAUCUUCAAUGCAAACGUGGUGGUCAACCCCGUAAUACCUCAAAUUUGACAGUAGACACGCGCAAAAGAAAGAGAAUGAGUAAACGUUGUGGAUGCCAAUUUCUUUUAAAGGCAGUACUACAAAAUUCUAAAUGGCAUGUUACUGAAAUAAUAAAUAAGCACAAUCAUCCUAUGACCAAGGACGAAAGAAUUUUCCAUGAACAUCGUCAGUUAACACGGGAAACAAGAAGUGCAGCUGUGCGAAUGUUGAAAGCAGGAGCAAGACCGAGUAUGAUCUAUGAAGCUAUUAGGGACGAGGAUGGAAACCCAACCGCAACUAGAAAGGACAUAUCUAAUUUAGGCUUACAAAUCAACUCUCUAGAGGAGACUGCUUCAAUGGAGGCACUGAUAAUUGGCAUGGAGAAAAGAGGAUAUAUAGUGCGCCGUGAAAAUUAUAAAGGAAAUCGUCUAAAGCAUUUAUUUUUCUGCUAUUCUAAUUCGGUAACAAGUGCCAGACGCUUUCCAGAAGUGGUUUUAAUCGAUGCCACUUAUAAAACAAAUGUUUACAAAUUACCAUUUGUAAAUUUUGUUGGCAUUGGUAAUCUUGGUGUAAAUAAAUUGCAAACAUUUGGUAUUGCUGGCGCCUGGAUCUCUGAUGAAUCAGAGAAUUCGUAUAUUUGGGUUAUUCAACAGCUCAUUUCUCUUGUAUUUUUUGAACUUUCUCCUUUGGUGUUUGUUACAGAUAAUGAUGCCGCACUUACUAGUGCUGUUAGAAAAAUUUUUCCAAAAGCUGAUUGCCUUUUAUAUACUUGGCACAUUUUAAAUAAUUUUAAAAAAAUUUAA
Messenger RNA from Dentiscutata heterogama, 1185 nucleotides. The record is from the annotation of a GenBank genome assembly. NCBI's taxonomy places the organism in Eukaryota, Fungi, Glomeromycota, Glomeromycetes, Diversisporales, Gigasporaceae.